Molecule: messenger RNA, 1077 nt
Organism: Medicago truncatula (barrel medic)
Lineage: Eukaryota; Viridiplantae; Streptophyta; Magnoliopsida; Fabales; Fabaceae
Exons: 1
Coding region: 39-608 (189 amino acids)
Source: RefSeq, a predicted model, not a curated record
UCUCUCUUUCAUAAUUCUUAGUACUAGGAAAAGGUUAAAUGGAUUUAUUUGAGAUUGAAAGCAAUAAGAUUCUAUCAAGAAGAUCCUCUGUGGGAUGUUCCUCUCGUAUAUCAUAUUAUAGGAGUGGAGAAGGUGUUCCAUUCAAGUGGGAAAUGCAACCAGGGAUAGCAAAAGAAUCGUCACCAAAGGAAGUGCUUCCACCACUCACUCCCCCACCAAAAAAUCUUAGCUUGGGGCUACCCAAACCAAGCAUUUUGGAGCUCAAAAAACCAGCGUCAACCAUGUCAAAGCUGAAGUUUUGGAAGAAAAGGGUAGUCAAAAUCAAAAGCAAGAAGCCACAAGAAGUUUGUUUUCAUGAAGAUUUUGAUAUACUAUCAAGAUUGGAUUGUAGCUCUGAUUCUGAGUCUAUGGUGUCGCCCCGUGGUUCAAGCUUUUCAUCUUCCUCUUCUUCGAUGUCGUUGAUGAAGAGUACUCGUUCUUCAUUGCACUCAGUCUGCUCAUCAUGCUCGGAGGGUAAUACCAAACAAGUAUCUCGAAAGCCAUCUACCUUAGGUUGUUUCCCGAUGCACAUCAGCAGAGUUCUUGUUUCCAUUACAAGGCGUGGUUGAAAAUAAUAACAAUGUAAUGUAGUAUGUGGAGUCGGUUAUUUAUUUAUGCAUUUACAUUUACAUUAGAAGAAAAAAAAAAUACACAACUCACACCCACUUUCAUUCAAUAUUUUUUAAAUUUUGUGGAAAAUUUAUCAUCUAUUCUAAUCAUAACUGGCUUCUAAUCGGAGCUUCUUUUGCACCUGCAAUGCACUCUAAUGCUACUACUUCAACUCAUUGUGAGUUUAUGUUAUUGUAAUAUACCCUAAUGAAUUGACUCAAUGACUUGUUGGAGCAGUGGUUGGUUCGCAUGUGCUGUAUGUGUAACCCUUGCAGAAAUGUUUAUUUAACAUAAAAAAGUGUGCGACACUAAAAAUGAUCGAGAAUUUGAUGCGGACUCCAAUUCACAGAUGCCAAAGGAAAGACAUUUUGGUUAAUCUCUAUGGUUGGGAUUUUAUUGAAUGAAUCAGUUGAUCAUCGAAAUUGUAAA